Molecule: messenger RNA, 632 nt
Organism: Ceratitis capitata (Mediterranean fruit fly)
Lineage: Eukaryota; Metazoa; Arthropoda; Insecta; Diptera; Tephritidae
Product: C-type lectin 37Da-like
Exons: 4
Coding region: 68-616 (182 amino acids)
Biological process (GO): biological process involved in interspecies interaction between organisms
Cellular component (GO): external side of plasma membrane
Molecular function (GO): carbohydrate binding
Source: RefSeq, a predicted model, not a curated record
AAGUUUAAUUGUACUCGCAUUGCUGUCCACAAGCGUACAGGGUGCUGUCAAUUCUAGUAAUAUAAUUAUGGGCGAUAUCAUAAAGCCGCAAGCUAUUUUUAACGUAACAGUUUUAAACAUUUAUAUAAAUGGUACAACGGAGCAGCAGCAGCAGCAGCAGUCAGUAGAGUGGCCAGUUAAGGAAUAUUUUCUUGUCAAACAUACUAAGCUCGAUUGGUAUGGCGCCGCUUAUUAUUGCAAACACGCAGACGCACGUCUGGUGCAAAUUGAGUCAAAUGAAGAAAAGAGAAAACUUAAAGAAUUUUUAAAGCAAAACAAAGCUGCUACUAAGAGUUAUUGGACCGCCGGCAACACUAUAGAGGACUCAUACUUCUGGCGUUGGGGCAUUGGUGGCGUACAAAUAACCUUUACAGACUGGGCGAAAUCAGAGCCGCAAAUAAAAGGGGACGAAGCAUGUCUACUCUUGAAGGAGCAGAGUCUGCAAUGGUCAGCUGUUAAUUGCACUACAACAAACUAUGCAAUCUGUGAGCGCAAAACCGAUAGGCAACGAACGAUUAUUGGAAGAAUUUUGACACAGUUGCGAGGCUUAGAAGCAAAUCAAAUAAAUGUCUAUUGACUUUUUAAAAAAAAAU